CUAAAACCUGAACAUCGGGCGAGUUUGUCAGUCGAGCAAGACCGAACCAGACCACACUGGAACCCAGCCAUCGGGCGGUAUGUUGCCCAAGCCCUACAUUUUUAGGGUAGAGCUGAUCGAGCAGGACUGGUCCACCCGGGCCGUUACUAACCCCGCUCUCUUUUAGCCGGAGACAAAGGACCAGCACGAGGCGUCACCUACCCUGAUGGGUGGUGGGUUCCACAGGUGUCAACAGCUUCCGUCCCAAAUCGCUCAAACCAUUAACAUUGGGCUUGGCGGACGAGGUGGCCGUUGCUCUGGCGUAAUCCGUACGUGUCUCGGAGGGGCCCCAUUUUCUUUCUCUCUCUUAAAAUAAUCACCUGUCGGAUUUAACCCCUUACCCCAUUAAAUAACUCCCCUCUUUCUCUCUUUACCUUUCUCUCCCUCUCCCUCUUUGUCCACUCUUUCCUGCUCUUUUCGUCUCUUCUUCACCCCAAACACACGUUCUUUCCAAGUUGCAGACCCACAUGUCUUGAACCGCCUUUAGGGUUCUAGAGAGAGAAAGAGGGAGAACCGCGUCCCCAACUCACGCAUAAAGCCGCCUGCAGGAGAGAGAAAAAUGAGAGCGUCAAUACAUAGGUAACUAGGGUGCAAAUAAUAGAGAGAAAAAGCCAAAAGAGUCAUAGAUAGGAAGCCAGAAAAGCAGAGAUCAAUAUCGGCCGAUCUACUACUAUAAACACCAGUUGCGAAGCCACCCAACCUAGAGAAAAAAAAAAAAGCUUGAGAAAAGAGGAGAGAGGAGGGCGAGAGGAGAGACUGGAGAACCAGAGCUCUCAGGGAAUGCUGCAAAAUGAUGUUCGACCGCCGUUUUGAAACCUCCAUUAAAGGACACAUCAGAAGAAACAGAAGCCAAACCAAAGGCUUUCGCAAAAAGAAAGGCAACGAUGACCGGAACUGUCAUCGCAAGCACGUUGAAGACGGGUGAGUCCCCAAAACCCUAAUCUCUCUCUCCCCCUCUAAGAACCCACUCGAAAAACCCCAGCCUCUCUCCCUUCCAAAAACCCAGAAAAUCCUAAUCACUUCCCUCCAAAGACCCAAAAACCAUAAUCACUCACUCUCCAAAAAACCCACGUCAAAAGGAAAAAAAACUUACCCUCUCUUCUUCCAAAUACCCACCUCAGAAAGACCCCUCUCUCUAAACCCAUUUGAAACAAACCCUAUUCUCUCACCCAUCCAAAAACCCAACUCAAGAAAGCCCACUUCAGGAAACCAGACAACGAAAAACCCCAAAAAACCUAAACCAGUCGCAAGAAAACCUCAUUAUCCUGAUAAAGAGCGUAUCCCCCAAUGUCCAAACCCCUAAAGAUGGACUCGACUGAGUCGAAACCCGAGUCGUGCGGAGCCCUCCACGGCAAAUACGAGCUCGGUCGCCUCCUAGGCCAUGGCACCUUCGCCAAAGUCUACCACGCCAAAAAUUUACAGUCAGGCAAAUGCGUCGCCAUGAAAGUUGUGGGCAAAGAGAAGGUCCUCAAGGUGGGGAUGAUGGAGCAAGUUAAAAGAGAGAUUUCAGUCAUGAAAAUGGUGAAACACCCUAACAUUGUAGAACUGCACGAGGUCUUGGCCUCCAAAACCAAGAUCUACUUCGCCAUGGAAUACGUAAAAGGGGGCGAACUCUUUGCACGUGUGGCGAAGGGCAGGCUCAAAGAAGAGGUGGCCAAGGCCUAUUUUCGCCAGCUGAUCUCAGCCGUCGAUUUCUGCCACAGUAGGGGAGUGUACCAUCGAGAUUUGAAGCCGGAGAACCUCUUGCUCGCUGAGGAGGGCCGGCUCAAAGUCACCGAUUUUGGCCUCAGUGCACUGCCGGACCACCUAAGGCAGGAUGGUCUUUUGCACACUACCUGUGGUACCCCUGCCUAUGUUGCACCCGAGGUCUUAGGGAAGAGGGGUUACGACGGGGCUAAAGCCGAUAUUUGGUCCUGUGGGGUUAUCCUUUUUGUCCUUUUGGCGGGGUUUUUGCCCUUCCAAGACGAUAAUCUGGUGGCCAUGUAUCGCAAAAUUUACAAAGGAGAUUUCAAGUGCCCGCCCUGGAUUUCACCGGAGAGCCGCCGGAUCAUACUGAGGUUGCUGGACCCUAAUCCUGCAACUCGAAUAACCACAGCUAAAUUAAUGGAGACCUCGUGGUUCAAAAAGACCAAAUUGCCCCCUGCCCCACCAUUGGUGGAGGAGGAAGAGAAGUCCAGACCAGAGUUCUACAAUGCUUUCCACAUAAUCUCUCUCUCUCAAGGAUUUGAUCUCUCCCCUCUGUUUGAGGAGAAGAAGAGAGAGAAAGAGGAGCUGAGGUUUACUUCCAAGGAGAGGCCGAGCAGCAUAGUGUCGAAGCUGGAGGAGGUGGCGAAGAGAGGGAACAAGUUCAGUGUGAGAAAGAGCAAGGAUGAGAAGGUGGUGAAAUUGCAGGGGAGCGAGAACGGGCGGAAAGGGAGGUUGGCGAUCGAGGCUGAGAUAUUUGCAGUUACACCUUCAUUUGUGGUGGUGGAGCUCAAGAAAGGAGGUGGUGAUACGUUGGAGUAUGAGCAGUUCUGUAGGAAGGAAUUGAGACCAGCGCUGAAGGAUAUUGUUUGGACAUGGCAGGGGGACAACCACGCUGCUUCUGCUUAAUUCAAUGCUAUUUUAGAGAGAGAAAGAGUUGCAUUUGUUGGUUGGUCUUGAAUUUAUCCUUCAUUUCUAUGUUUAGCUCAAUUCCCUUUUGUUUUUUAA
Molecule: messenger RNA, 2730 nt
Organism: Amborella trichopoda
Lineage: Eukaryota; Viridiplantae; Streptophyta; Magnoliopsida; Amborellales; Amborellaceae
Gene: SIP3
Product: SOS3-interacting protein 3
Biological process (GO): signal transduction; protein phosphorylation
Molecular function (GO): ATP binding; protein serine/threonine kinase activity
Source: RefSeq, a predicted model, not a curated record